Messenger RNA from Phytophthora nicotianae INRA-310, 3412 nucleotides. RefSeq lists its product as hypothetical. The coding region runs from base 246 to 3320 and encodes 1024 amino acids. The transcript has 2 exons. Gene Ontology annotation, biological process: mitochondrial transcription. Gene Ontology annotation, molecular function: DNA binding; DNA-directed RNA polymerase activity. The record is from RefSeq and is a predicted model, not a curated record. Lineage: Eukaryota; Oomycota; Peronosporomycetes; Peronosporales; Peronosporaceae. Gene Ontology annotation, cellular component: mitochondrial DNA-directed RNA polymerase complex.
CCGUGGCCCAGUCAUCGCCUUGCAACCAAAAUCCGUUGCUGACCGCACACUCGAAAACCUCAAAGGGUCAAGCGGCGAGAUCCGAGUAUUCCGGUGUCGUGUCUUGCUCUGUGUAGUGUCCCGUGCGUCUCGGGCUCGAGUCUCAGUCGCACCACCAUCUCCGCCUCUUCGUGCUGCGUCUGCUUACGCAAGUUGCAGUCUCCAUUGCGCUCUAGACGUUAAGAAAACCCUGUAUACAGCUCGCCAUGCAGACUUCAUCUUUGACCACGGCGCGUGUGGCCCGCGCAGCUCUGCGUCGCGCCUCCAGUGAAUUGGAUCGUCGCAUUCACAUGCAGCGUGGAGCGUUGAGUCUCUUGACGCGCUCCAAGAGCUCGCUGGCCCCCGAGGCGGCCGUGGCUGAAGCCGCCGCUGACUCGGAGCUGGCUGACGAGUUCGAGAACAUGGCGCCGCGUCGCUUGGCCGAGGCUGACUGGGCUAUCCGUGCUCAGAAGCUGAUUCCUCGCGCGACAGUUGAGAAGCCGUACGAGCUGGCGCCUCUAACUUUGGGACUCGAGGAGCUAAUUGGCAAGACGGAGGAGGAAUUAGCCAACCCGGCCGAACUAGCCAAGAGUUCGCGCUCGUUCAUGUCCGAUGAGGACGUGGACAAGUGGCUGGAGGGCUUCGAGAUCCCCAACGAUCAACUGGCCAGGUGCUCGACAGCCGAGGAGGUCCAGGAGAUGCGUCGACGCUAUGCGCGCCAGCUCCGUCUCGAGUGCUCCGUGUACGAGAUGGCUAUGGAUAAGUACUCUGCUUCACACGAUAAAGUUCGACAGUUGGGUCGCUCCACGUCCACUAACGCCGCUAAGGAUCUCAUCCGUAAGUGGAUCCCCGAGACGGAGAAGUACAUCGAGGCAGAGCAGAAGAAGAUUAAGGCUGGAAAGCACAGUACAGACAGCAACAUCUACGGCCCAGCGCUGAUGCUGCUGCGUCAUGAUGUGCUCGCUGCUAUCGGCAUGAACAUCAUGCUGAACAUGUGUCUGAUGGAGUCCAAGGGCCCCAAGUUUAUCAAGCUGGCUCUCGCUAUGGGCAAAGCCGUGCAGGAAGAGAUUAUCUCGAAGAAAGAGGCGACGACCAAGCGCCAUGAAGACAAAGAAGACCAGUUUUAUCUGCAGGUGUCCAAGAAUAUCAAGUUAGAGAGCCUCAAGAUGCGCAUGAAGGAGUAUGUUGAUACCGUUGGAGGCUGGGACAAGCGACUGCAGCUCAAGGUGGGCGCUGCUGUCGUUGACUGCAUUCAACGCACAUGUUAUGUGCCUAACGAGUUCGGAGAGGUCUCGACGCCUGAGCUAUGCGCUGCUAAAGGUCUGCCUCCUCCUGAGCCAGCCUUCAUCCACAACUAUGUGUUCGACCGUAAUCGUCGCGCCGGAGUGAUUCAGAUCCACCAGAAAAUGGCCGAUACUGUGUUGGCCACAAGCCCUGACGCCAACGUGUUGCCCUGGACGGCGCGUUACCUGCCGAUGCUGGUUCCUCCUCGUCCGUGGACUGGUGUGGUGAAUGGAGGAUACCUUAAGCUGCGUACGAAGAUUAUGCGCCAACGAGACUCGGCCUGGCAGAUGGACUGUGUGCAGCGUGGAGAUAUGGACGGCAUCUUGAAGGCUCUGAACCUCAUGGCUGAAGUGCCGUGGGUUAUCAACAAGGAAGUGCUGGAUGUGGUGCUUCAGAUUUGGGAGGACGGCGGCAACUUCGGUGACCUGCCGACGCGUACAGAUGUUCCUUUGCCAGACCCCGACAGUCCGGAGUUUGCAAGUGACCCGGCGCUCUACCACAAGAAUGUUCGCAAGAUCGAGCAACUCAACCGGGAAUUCCACUCGCUGCGAUGUGAUACGCUGUACAAGCUGCAGGUGGCUGAAGAGUUCAAGGAUGAACCGGAGCUGUACUACCCGUACAACAUGGACUUCCGUGGCCGCGUGUAUCCGAUCCCACCCAAUCUCAACCAUCUAGGCUCGGAUCUUUCUCGUAGUCUGCUGAUCUUCCGUGACCGUAAACCACUUGGCGAACGUGGUCUACGCUGGAUGAAGAUUCAUUUGGCUAACGUUUUCGGUGUGGACAAGUGCUCGUUUGAUGAGCGUGUGGAGUUUGCGGACGCGCAUUUGGAUAAGGUCGUGGCGUCUGCGAGUAACCCGCUUGGAGAGGGAGACUGCGCUUGGUGGAAGGGCGCUGAUUACCCGUUCCUGGCUUUGGGCGUGUGCUUUGAGCUCAAGCGCGCGAUCGAGUCUCCGGACCCGACGAAGUACAUGUCUAACAUCCCCAUUCAUCAGGACGGUUCGUGUAAUGGACUUCAGCACUACGCCGCUCUGGGCCGCGACCACCGUGGUGGUGCCCAGGUGAAUUUGGUGCCUGCAGAUCGACCUAGUGACGUGUACAUGGGUGUGGCUACACAGGUGAUGGCCAAGGUGGAGCACGAUGCAGUUUUGGAUGUGCCUACUGUGGAGGAAGUUCGUGCGAUGCUUGCGGCGGUUCCUGAUGAUGAGAGCCCUGAAACUUUGGCACGCAAGACGAAACUUCGGACGCUGCUAGACCAGGCACAUCGCAAGAAAUACGCUCAGUUCCUUGAUGGUAUCAUUACCCGCAAAGUGGUGAAGCAGACGGUGAUGACGAGUGUGUACGGCGUGACGUACAUUGGAGCUCGUAAGCAGAUUUCUGCGCGUCUGCACGAGACUUUCUUGACUAAGGGCCACAUUAUGGAUGACAAGCUGGAAGACGAUAUUUACCAUGCGUCGUGCUACUGCGCUGAGCUUACGAUGGGCUCCAUGGGAGAUCUGUUCACGUCCGCUCGUGGUAUUAUGGGCUGGCUGGCCAGAUGUGCUGGGAAGGUCGGUGAGAGUGGACAGCCCAUGUCUUGGAUCACUCCGCUGGGGCUGCCUGUGGUGCAGCCGUACCGCAGCAAGUCGACCAAGCAGGUGCGUACGAAGGUGCAGCACGUGCUGAUGGUGGACAAUGAAGGUCGUCCGGUUAGUAUUGGGCGGCAGAAGUCUGCCUUCCCGCCCAACUUCGUCCACUCUUUGGACUCGACACACAUGAUGCUGACGGCGCGUCGCUGUCUGGAGGACGAGAAGAUCUCGUUUGCCGCCGUGCACGACAGUUACUGGACGCACGCGUGCUCCGUGGACACUAUGAACCGCCGACUGCGCGAGGAGUUUGUCAACUUGUACGAGCAGCCGCUGCUGGAGGAUCUGCUCACGGAGCUGCACUUGCGGUUCCCCGACAUGCAGUUCGACGAGGUGCCGCAGCUGGGCGACCUGGACCUCCAGAGCGUGCUGGACAGCCCCUACUUCUUCAACUAAGGCCCAAGUCUAUUUUAUCACCCCUCGUUCAAACUCGAGGGUAUGUCUAGAGUGUAACAAAGUUCAAUCACAGAGCCGAGCUUGACCAUCGA